Messenger RNA from Puccinia graminis f. sp. tritici CRL 75-36-700-3, 2448 nucleotides. RefSeq names its product glutamyl-tRNA synthetase. The transcript has 10 exons. Lineage: Eukaryota; Fungi; Basidiomycota; Pucciniomycetes; Pucciniales; Pucciniaceae. Gene Ontology annotation, molecular function: ATP binding; glutamate-tRNA ligase activity. Bases 1 to 2448 code for a protein of 815 amino acids. Gene Ontology annotation, biological process: translation; glutamyl-tRNA aminoacylation. The record is from RefSeq and is a predicted model, not a curated record. Gene Ontology annotation, cellular component: methionyl glutamyl tRNA synthetase complex; cytoplasm; cytosol.
AUGGCGGCUUCAUCACAACAGAAAGACAGCUUGACGCUCAAGAUUUACCUACGACCUACCACUGCUCUACCACCACCAGCAUUCGGUCCACUAGGGUUGUCGUCCUACUUGCUCGACCAAGAACCAAGCGUAGCAAGCAAUCUAAGAAUCGAAUACGAGGAUGGUCUCACUGGCCCUGGCAAGGACAAGAGCUGCAGUAUCGUCUCCACCAACCCAGAUCGAGCUACUCAGGCUACCGACUCACUGGAUUGUCUCAGCUUGCUUGCCAAGACUUUUUUACCCGCUUCAAGUAAUACUACCGAUGACCAGACCGAACGAAUCUUCAAGAUCUUAGCACCUUCCUUCGAUCCAGUCCAAGCCAAAGAUAUGAAUACCCUCACCAAGAUUGCCAACCAAAUCGACCACCAUCUGACUCUCCGUACAUUCCUAGUUGGUUACUCAAUAUCAGAAACAGAUUGGUCACUCUGGGGACUGAUCAAGUCAUCUAGCACAUUCAAUGCGCUUCUCAAACGAGCUCAACAUCCACAUCUCUCGAGGUGGUUCAGCUUUAUCGACUGCUUACCAUCCAGCAAAUCAACCAUCACUACCUUACAGGAUCAGAUCAAGAAUUCCGUCAAGGGUCGCUCCAAGGCUGGCGUGGCUUCUGUGAAUUUCGAUGGCGGACUACCCGGUGCGAUCAAGGGACAAGUCGUGACGAGGUUCCCACCCGAACCCUCUGGCUAUCUUCACAUCGGACACUGUAAAGCUGCUAUCCUCAACCAGCAUUAUGCUAAGAUUUACGAUGGGAAAUUCUUGGUCAGAUUUGACGAUACAAACCCAAGUAAGGAAAAGGAAGAAUUCCAGGAUGCAAUUUUGGAAGAUCUUGGAUUAUUGGGUGUGAAAGGAGAUCGAAUGUCAUAUACCUCAGACUACUUUGAUCAAUUAUACGGCUAUGCCACCGAGAUGAUCUCAAAAGGGAAGGCUUACUGUGACGACACCGAGCAAGAAGUUAUGAAAAAUCAGCGAAUGGCCCGGCAGCCUUCUCAGCGACGUGAUUCAACUACCGAGGAAAACCUCUCAAGAUUUGAAGAGAUGAAACUAGGUACCCCUGAGGGUUUAAGAUGGUGUUUACGUGCCAAGAUCAGAUACGAUGACUUGAACGGAACGUUGAGGGAUCCAGUAAUCUAUCGAUGUAAUGUUCUUCCUCAUCACCGAACUGGUGAGAAAUGGAAAAUCUAUCCAACCUAUGACUUUGCUUGUCCGAUUGUCGAUUCAAUUGAAGGGGUUACUCAUGCUCUGAGGACUAACGAGUAUCGGGAUCGAAACCCACAAUACUGGUGGAUGCAAGAAGCCUUAGGAUUGAGACGAGUUGAAAUAAAGGAUUUCGCUCGAGUGAACUUUGUUUACACACUCCUUUCAAAGCGUAAAUUGAAGUGGUUUGUAGAGACUGAUCGAGUCAGAGGGUGGGAUGAUCCUCGCUUUGCAACUGUCCGAGGUAUUCGCCGACGAGGAAUGACGAUCCAAGCGAUGAGAGACUUCAUGAUUGGUCAAGGUGAUUCCCAACAGCAAGUCAAUAUGGAAUGGGAUGUUUUAUGGAGUAUCAAUAAACGAAUCAUCGACCCAAUCGUUCCUCGACAUUUCGCGAUUUCCAAUACCAACAAGGUCAGUGCUGUCAUUAAGGGCGGUCAGGGCGAGGCCUAUGUCGAAAGUUUACCGGCCCACAAGAAGAACCCCGAAGUUGGGUCGAAGAAAGUUACUUACAGUCCAACGAUUUAUAUCGAACAAAGUGAUGCUACAUGUUUUGAUGUUGACGAAGAGAUCACUUUAAUGGAUUGGGGUAAUGCAAUUAUCAGAGUUAAAUCGACUGGACCUGAUGGAUUGGUUACAGGGCUUGAAUUGGAGUUACAUUUGGCGGGAGAUUUCAAGAAGACGAAGAAAAAAGUACAUUGGUUGACGACUGAUGAAGCCGGCUCGACCCCAUCUGGCGCGGGAUUGCAAAACGUAGUCUUACUUGAUUAUGACUAUUUGAUUACGAAGAGGAAGAUUGAAGACGAUGACGAAAUCGAUGAUUUCAUCACUCCUGUAAGUGAGUUCAGAGAGGACGCCAUCGCCGAUGGUAACAUUCGAACGAUGAAGAAAGGGGAAAUCUUGCAAUUUGAGCGGAAGGGUUAUUAUAUCAUUGAUAAGCCCCUUGGUGAAGAUACCACUCUAGCUACUGGAAGUGGAAAGGAUUGGAUCGAACUGAUCAAAAUUCCUGAUGGACGAGCUGCUGGUAUUGCCAGUAAAGCCGCCCCUCCGAGUGCUGCUCCUCCGAAAACCAACAAAAAAGUCGCAGCGAAAUCGGAAACUGUGGCAGGAGACUCUAAGGAUAUAAUGUUCAAGGUCGAGCCUGUCUAUGGAAACGACGAGAAUGACCGGCUUCCUGUGACAACAAAGAUGUAUAAAGUCGAUAACAUUUACCACAGUUAA